This is a messenger RNA of Punctularia strigosozonata HHB-11173 SS5, 1573 nucleotides long. RefSeq lists its product as uncharacterized. NCBI's taxonomy places the organism in Eukaryota, Fungi, Basidiomycota, Agaricomycetes, Corticiales, Punctulariaceae. The transcript has 5 exons. Bases 40 to 1509 code for a protein of 489 amino acids. The record is from RefSeq and is a predicted model, not a curated record.
CUGGGCCGCACCGUUUUUUUCGUUCGUGGAUAGUUCGCUAUGUUGAAAUAUUCUUUGAGGGCUGGGCCAUUUCUGUUCGGCCGGGAGGCCAUCGCGAUUCUCGUCUUCUGGAGCUUGCUAUCAUGCAUCAGUGUUGUCCGAGGCUCCUUCACCUUUUCGUUCGACGCGCCUACCGAAUGCGAUGAUCUCGUCUUAUCUUGGUCUGGCGGCGUCGCCCCCUUCACCCUCCUCCUGAUCCCUCUUCCGCUCCAAGUCCCGAUCAACAUCUCGAUCCCGGAUUCGGCGUUCUCGAAUGGGGCGGGCAGGUUCAGCACCCAGCUUCCGCUCGCCGCGAAGACCCAGUUCCUGAUGACCUUGUCGGACUCGACGGGAUUCGGAUCGGGCGGGACGACGGAGGUGUUGACGGUCGGGUCGUCUAUUUCCGGCGCGAGCUGCGAUACGACGGGGGCGAAGGCGGAUUUUACGUUCGAGCUGGACAAUGCGCUGCAGCAGUGUCGCCCUUUCACGUUCGGCAACUACAACGACGCGGUGCAGCCGGUUCAUAUUCUUGGCAUAGUUCCUGGAGGUGGGCAUGUUGCCAAGGAUCCGCCCGUCGGGCCCACCUCCUUCGACUGGGUGGUGGAUGCUGCAAGAGGGACGUCGAUAGUGUUCCUGAUGUUUGACAGCAAAGGGCGACAAGGCGGGGCCUCGGAUGUGCGUAUCGUGGACGCCUCGGACGACUCUACUUGUCUGGACAACCUAGCCCCGUCGUCUACCGCCAAUCCACCGGCGGAGAGCACGGUAUCUACGAGUACAGGAUCUGCGGGACAGAAUACGUCUACCGAGACAGGACAGUCAAGCCCUAAGUCUGGGGGUCUCAGCCGAGGCGCGAUCGUGGGCAUUAUCAUAGGCGUGGUGGUGGCGGUAGCGGCAGCCUUUGCCGCUGUUUUCGUGCUAUGUUGCCGCAGACGCCGACGCGGUGGAUGGAAUAAUGCCCGACGCCGACGCACUGUUGAUCUCCUUCCUAAUACUCUGGGUAUCGACAACCCCGUCUCUCAAGUAUACGCGUAUCCACGACCGACAACCAACACAAGAUACUCUUCCGAAGGAUAUGCCGCGAACUACCGCGAAUACCGAUCCAACGAAACGUAUGACCCGUACAACGAAAACUCUACGAGCACCGGACCGUCCCUGCCGUCCUCACCCGGCCACCUACCCAACCCGUACGGUACGCGCAGCGCGCGCACUUCGAUGACGCCCAGCAGUGUUCCGACAACCACGGCGACGUCGCCAGCGCAGCUAAAGGCGGCCAUGGCCGGCGUGCGGACGGGCCCGCCACCACUGGUGGUGCUACAUACGGACAUCGAGGAUGAGCUCGAGGAGGGCGUCGUGGUGGAGCUCCCACCGCAAUACACGCCGAGCCGUGCCCCGAUCUCGGCGGAGCGAAUACAGUCGUCCGUUGUCGGUGGCGUGCAUGUGCCGGCCCCACCAGUAAGUCCGGUUAUUGAAUCGGUAGUACGUGCAUCGUAGGUUUCCUGUGAAACGUCGAAGCUAGUCUGUACAUCUACUGCUAGCAUAUUAAUUCAUGUUUUUU